CAGCAACAGAAUUAUAUCGCCUCCUGAACUGGCAAAUGACAAAUCCGCACCAGCCAAAGGAACCCCAUCCCGAUUACACCAAUGGGAUUUCUUUAGUGAGAAGAUGUCUUCAGCUCUGUCUGCUGCAACUAUUCCUGAAGCCAUAGCCAACUUGGAAUUUAACAGCAAGAUGUAGGAAGCCAGAGGAUCCUUAGGCAAGGGAAGGAUCAAAAGUGGCCAUUUGACAGCUAGCAACCAUGGAGGAGAGCUUGCAUUGUCAAAUGCUGUGAAAAGUUGCCAGCUGUGUUCAGAUCCACCAAAGAAUCUUCUCUGAGGAAUUGUUUGCACAAGAUGAAUUAGCUGACUGAAGUCAUCCCUACCUUUCUUAAACGGAUGGUGCUCAUUGCUUACAACUACUGUGGGAAGUCGUCAUACAUCUUUGUAAACCUUAACACAACCUAUGGGACACCAGACAUGAAGAGACUUGGAGUGGAUUAAGGCUCAGCUGUUACCAUAACACUGCAGAAAUAAACAGCAAUAAAAAUCUCAAUGAGCUGUGAAGUGCAGUUAUAGAACUCCAGCUGAACAAGACAACCACAUGUCUGCUCUGUUAUUGCAUGGCAUCAUGGGAAUUCCAUCAGGCACACAACAUCCCUAGAAUGUCACCUGAAGCCAAGCCAACCAGAAGUUAACCUUCUUCGGCUGUGGAUUGUAUAUUUUGCAUAACCAAUCAUUGAGAAAAAAAUUCAAUAUUCUUAGAAGGCUUUCGGAUGAAAAUAAACAUUAACCUCCACUGUGAAAGAAAUAUUGACUAGAGAAAUGGCAGAAAACUUUAACUGUGUCACUCAUGUCCACGGCUUUGACCUAGGUGCUCGUUACAUCGACCUGCAGCCUUUGGGUUAUGGUGCCAAUGGAUUGGUAUUUGCGGCAAUAGAUAGCCAAAGCUAUCGUAAAGUCGCAGUGAAGAAAAUCACUAUUAAUGAUGCUCGAAGUCUAAAGCAUGCUCUACGGGAGAUCAAAAUUAUCCGCCGAUUGGACCAUGACAAUAUCGUAAAGGUUUUUGAGGUUCUUGGUCCCAAGGGAAGUGAUAUACCUCAAGACAUUUAUAGGUUGAGCGUAGUGUAUAUAGUCCAAGAGCAUAUGGACACUGACCUUGCUCGCCUUUUGGAGCAGGGACCCCUUUCAGAGGAGCAUGCCAAGCUUUUUAUGUACCAGCUACUUCGAGGACUCAAGUACAUACACUCAGCCAACAUACUGCACAGAGAUUUAAAGCCAGCCAAUAUCUUUAUCAAUACCGAAGACCUGGUGUUGAAAAUUGGCGACUUUGGAUUGGCAAGGAUUGUGGACCCACAUUACUCACAUAAAGGUCAUCUUUCGGAAGGCUUAGUAACAAAAUGGUAUCGGUCUCCACGUCUCCUUCUUUCACCGAACAACUAUACCAAAGCCAUUGACAUGUGGGCCGCAGGUUGUAUAUUGAUAGAAAUGCUGACUGGAAAGAUGUUGUUUGCUGGUGCACAUGAGCUGGAACAGAUGCAGUUGAUUCUGAAAACAAUCCCUGUUCUCCGAGAGGAGGACAAACAAGAAUUGCUCCGUGUCAUGCCAGCCUACAUCAGCCCAAAGUGGGAGGUGUCAAAACCCCUAAGGGAUCUACUUCCUGAAGGAAAUGCAGAAGCCAUUGAUUUCCUGGAAAAGAUCUUGACAUUUAACUCGAUGGAUCGCUUAACUGCUGAAGAAGGCUUGGCACAUCUCUUUAUGAGCCCUUACUCCUGCCCACAGGACGAACCAGUAUCUCAGCAUCCUUUCAGAAUAGAAGAUGAGAUAGAUGACAUACUGCUGAUGGAAGCGAGUCAGAGCCAGAUGUCCAACUGGGAGAGAUAUCAUGAUAGCUUCUCUUCUGACUUGGAAUGGCUCCGGGACAAAUAUGGAGACUUGGAUGAAGUGCAGCGAGAUCCACGUGCUAUGUCCAAAGCUGUUGCAGAGGAUGUGCAGAUUGACCCACGUAAGUACUCACAGAGCAGCUCUGAGAGACUCCUGGAGCAGUCUCACACAUCAAUGGAUCGAAUGUGUGAAAUGGACUAUGGACGAUCAUGCGAUUAUAAAAUCGGAUCACCCUCUUACCUGGAUAGACUACUGUGGAGGGACAACAAGCCCCAUCAUUACUCCGAACCCAAGCUCAUUCUGGAUUUAUCUCACCGGAAAAGAACAGCAACUGCUUCAUGUGUGGCUGUUUCACUGGAUGAAGGAAAAUCUGAUCUCCUUUUGAAAGUCUCAGACUAUAAGAAUGGGAGUCCUUUGAAAAUUGAUUGUUCCAGCUCGCUGCCAAAUAUUCAGGAAAGAAGUCAACCUUCAUCCCCGCACACUUUGGCAUCUUCAGAAAUAUCGAAUGGAGGAGGCUCACAAUUUGAUUUUGAUGUCUUCAUAUCCAGAGCCUUGAAGCUUUGUGGGAAACAAGAAGAGCUAGCCGAUAGCAAAUUGAAUGAUUUAAAUGGCACUUGCAUGCCAGAACAUACCAAUGAAAUAGUCCAGGCAGAAGUCAAUGAAAAAGAGAGGUGGUAGAAUACAGUUUUGCUGGAUAUUUUUUGGAGUUAUUGCAUUGGGGUUUCAGUUCAUAAAGAUGGUGUCUCAACAAAACAAGCUGAAUAACCUAAUGGAAAUUAACCUGGCAGAUUAGUUCCUGGGGAUGUUGGGGGUUUGAUCCAUUCCGACCCAGGAUCACUGCUUCACCCAUUUGGAAGGUAGCUGUAGUAAACACUGAUGGCCUGUUAAACUUGUGAUGAUUAUACAAACACGAAAGCUUGCAUUUUUUGUGUAUUCCCAGACAAUGAUCUUGUCACCAUGUGCUGAUGGUUUUAUAAUUACUCUGCCUGAAAAACCAAUAACUUUAAGUGAUGCAUGUACAUACUAGUUAAGCUUUUGGUUCAUAUUAAUGAAUUAGGGGCAAUAACAUGGUCAUUGUGUCAUUUCUCUAUUUUUAAAAUUUGAAUUAAUUUUUUCUAUACUUGAUGCCUUGUUCAUUUGUUCUGUCCAGUUGUAGCUUUUUGCUAUGUUGUUCUGAGUUUGUAUGUGGAAUUUCCAAAGCGAAUAUUUCAUGUCUGCUCCAUUUCUUGUCAAGAGCCACCUGAAUGUCUUCAGUUUCCAUUCCUGCCUGCCCAUAGAAUAUCACAAGUGAAUUAAUUGUAAUCAUUGAGUUACUUCCCCUUUAUCAAAACUUCCUGACGGGAUUUUAACUAAGCAUGAUAUUCACUGCAGAUGCUAGCCUCAAUAAAAUCUGAUGGAACAGAAUAAGAACUUCUUCUCUAAAUGUAAAGAGAUAUUUUUGCAGAGCCAGGAGAUACUUCAUGUGCACAAUGUAGGUUGCUGCCAUCCCAGACUCUCCACUUCCAUGACUGGAUCUCCACAUCCCUACGUAUCCGUCAUUGGACUGAUAGCUGGUAGAGUACCAAAAAACACCUGUUUUGCUUCAGUACCCUGUCAGACAUAUAAUGACAGUAUCUAAGGGAGGCCCAAUUAAGCAGUCAACUGCCCAACCAAGAGUCAAAAUCCAACCCACUAUAUGCUAGUACAUAUGAUGACAUUUCGGAAUUCUGGACUGUUACACCACCUAUUGGUGUGAAAAUCUUAUUGCUGUCUUUUCAAAGGUGGACUGAUUUAUGUUUUUUUUAAGAGAGUUUGCUUAUUUCUUAAGCUGAGUAAUUAUUGCAGCGAAAUGAAAGACUUCUCAAUUCUGCCUUUAUUAAGCAUUUCCCUUAUCAAAUAUAAUGCAGACCAAAGGCUAAGUGAAACUCCCCCCAUUCUGCUCAAAUAAUACCCCUUGUUUGCAAGCUCAGAAAAUCCUCUAUCUUGCACCAAGGUGAUUAUUUCCCAUUGCCUGCAGCUGCACAUUUUGUGACCAAUCAGAAUGUCACUUAAUGUGAAAUGACACAAGGUUGGACUUGCUCCCUCUCAGAGAUGAGUUGAGUUGAGAUUGGUUGCCCUGAAUUAAACAUGGAUCUGAGCAGACAAAGGAUUCUGCCUUUGGAUUUUUUUUUAAUAUUUAAUAUGCUGAACUGCUGAAAACAUAUCAAAAGGAUUUGCAGUCUGAUUUAAAUACAAUGUUUGCUGCAGGUUAAUUUAUGAACACUUGCAGAUCAAUAUUAUUUUAAUACCAGUGCAAAACCACUGAAGAUUGUGAAUAAAUCCAUUACCCUUAGCAACAGAGGUAUAUUAGAGCAAAGGAUAUAUUGAGGCAUUUUAGCUGAUAUUAAAAACAAAGUGAACACUCCUCAGCAAAUGCUAAAAAAAAUUGUUUGCAAUAAUAUUCUUGGCUCCCCAGUCAUUUAGAUGAAAUUGGAAAAUAACGUGUUCAAUGCAGCAAUGAAUCAAUACCUUCAGGGAACAAUGAGAGUGUUAAAAAUGAGAUGGAUAUAUUGCUGGACCUUAUCUAGGGCACUGAGUCAUAAGGACCAGGAUAGCCCCAGUUCUCUCUUCUGAACCCCCAGAGUUACACAAACUCAAUCAAAGCAGCAAUAGGGCACUUAAGUGAGCCUCUGUUUUCCAAGGAUCAUUCUGGGUUGCCAGAUAAAUGCAUUACUUUAUGGCAGAUUGCUGUAUUACAACGUCUCAUAAGUCAUUCAGCAUUGGGUCCUUAGUUAUUAGAGUCAUGCAGGACAGAAACAGACCCUUUAGCCCACCAUGUCCAUGCCCUUCAAGUAGCCACCUAUACUAACCCUAUUUACUAACAUGUGAUCUGUAGUCUUAUAAGCUAUUGAAGUGCUCAUCUAGAUACUUGUUAAAAGUACCUGCCUCCUUCACCUCCUCAGGCAGUACAUUCCAGAUUCCCUCUGAUUGAAAAAAAUCUUCUUCAGAUCCCCUUUACACCUUAUCUUAAACGUAUGCCCUCUAGUUUUAGACACUUCUGCUAUGGGCAAAAGUUUCCUACUAUCUACAGAAAAUGCUGGAAAAACUCAGCAGAUCAAGCAGCAUUUGUGGGAAGACAAACAGUUAAUGUUUCAGAUCAAAGACCUUUCCUCAGAAAGGGUCAAACCUUACAGUUCUGAACUAUUAACUGUUUUUCUUUCCAAAGAUGCUGCCUGACCUGCUGAGUAUUUCUGGCAUUUUCUGCUUUUAUUUCAGAUUUCCAACAUUUGUAGUUCUUUCUGAUUUUCCUACCGUCUUCCCGAUCUAUGCACCUCACAGUUCUAUAUAUCUUUAUGAGGUUCGUCCCUCACUUCAAGGAAAACAAACCCAGUCUAUUCGGUCUCUCCUCAUAAAUGAAAUGCUCCAUCCAAGGCAACAUCCCAAUGAAUUUUCUCUGCACCCUCUCCUUUGAAAUCACGUUGUUUCUCUAGUACAAUCAUGUCCUGGAUAAAUCUCUUGAAUAAAUUUCUCCAGGAUGGUCCAAAUAAUCAUUUGGCAAUGAAGCGGCAUUGGGCUUUCAACACACUGAAGCUCUCAGUUUGAAAAUGACCUUGGCUAUAGUGCUGGGAAGAGUAUAACUAAUAACAUCAGAGGUGCUUGGGAAGUAAUACAUGGGAUAAUUCAAUCUUCACUUAAAUUGGACAAAUAAAAUUUACAUUAAUAAGGAUCAAGAUGAGUUCAUGAAAUGCAUUGGUGAUAAAUUUAUAGAUCAAUAUGUCAAGGAUGCAAAUUGAAACAGACCAUUUUAGUAUUAUGCCUUCAGGCAAGGUUAAUUAAUAAUAAUGCAUUAGAGGAAUGUUUGGUAAAUUAAGGAUUAUGGGGAAAAGGCAGGUAGGUGGAGCUGAGUCCAUGACUAGAUCAGCCAUGAUCUAACUGAAUGGCGGAACAAGAAUGAUGGGCCAGAUGGCCUACUCCUGCUCCUAUUUGGUAUGUUCUAAUGUUCUUUAAGUGUGACCAUUUUUUCAGAGUGUAUAGUUAAGUUUACAACCAGCAUCUUAAAUUGGAACAAAGCCAACUACAUAGGUAUAAGAGGCAAUUUAGCAAGGAGACGGUGAAAUUAAAUUAAUAGAUACUCUGCUAAUUAAACAAUAUCAAACAUUUUUCAGAAAAUCUUAAUUUACAAUAAACAUAAUUCUCUUAGGGAAUUAAAAACCCUUUGAGGAAAAUGAUCCAACUGAGCCUGGGAAGUUUAAAAACUUUUAAGUUAAUGGAAUAGCCACAUAAUGUUGCCAAAAUCUCUAAGCCUGAUGAUUGGAAAGAUUUUAUAAUUCAGCAAAGGAUGGCCAAGGAAUAGAUCGACAAAAGAUAAAAUAUUGGAGACAAGAGACUCAAACCGAAAUUGUGAAAAUGUCUACAGGUUCAUAAAUAGGAAAAGAUUAGCCAAAAUAAUUGUGGGUCCCUGACAGAUUAGGAGAAACUAUAGCGGGGACUUAGGAAAUGACAGACUAAUUAAAUAAAUACUUUGUUUGUAUUUUCAAGGCAGAAAGCAUGGAUAUCAUUUCAGAAGUAUAUGAGAACCAAGUGUCUGGUGAGAGGAUGAUUCUAAUCAGAAUGUGAAAAAUGGAAGAAAUAAAUAGACCAAAAUCUGAUAAAUACCUAGACCUGAAGCCUAUUCUGUAGACUUAAAAAAAAAACGCAGAAAUUGUGCACAUGCUGGUUUUGAUCUUCUAGAGUUCCUGAGAUUUAGAACAGGACCUACUGAUUGAACACAAGGGCAUAAGAAACAGAAGUAAGAGUAGGCCAAUUUGUCGCUUAAGCCUGCUCUAUCAUUACAUAAGAUUAUGGUUGAUCCAAUCCUGAGCUCACCAUCACCUUCCCAUUCUCUCCACAUUGUGCUUGUAGUCAAAUAUCUGUCAGUCUCCACCAUAAAUGCAUUCAAUAACUCCACCCCCAGAGCUCUCUGGAGAGGAGAAUUUCAAAAAUUUAUGACUCCCUAAGAGAGUCCCGCAUUGUUGUCUCAAUGGGUGAACCUUUAUUCUGAAACUAGACAACCCCACUAGGGAAAACUUCCUCUCAGCAUUCACCUGUCAAUCCUCUUCAGAAUCUUAGAUUUCAAUAAAAUCACCUCUCAUUCUAAACUCUAAUGAAUAUAGGUCCAACCUGCUCAACUUCUCUUCAUAUGUUGAUCCCUUCAUCACACAAAUCAAACUAGUUUCAUUUCUCUGAACUGCCUCUGAUGCAAGUAUAUCCUUCUUUAAACAUGGAGACCAAAACAAUACGCAGUAGUCCAUGUGGGAGUCUUCAAAGUCACAUUACAAUUUCUCCACGUUUAUACUCUAUACCACUUGCAAGAUAAACCAGCAUUACAUUAACAUUCCCAAUUGCUUUCAGUAACUGCUUAUCAACCGUUUGUGUUUCGUGCACUAGGAUUCCCAGAUUCCAAUAUACCUUAACGUCUUGUAGUCUCACUCACUUAAAUAAAAAAUUACUUUUUCAUUCUGUCUACCAAAGUAAACAGCCUCACAUGUUCCCACAUUAUACUCCAUCCGCCAGCUUCUUCCUCACUCACUUGACCUUUGUAUGUGUCCUCAUCACAACUUGGUAACUCAGCUAUCUUUGUAUCUCAGCAAAUUUGGCAACAGUGCACUCAGUGCCUUCAUACAAGUCAUUAAUUUAGAUCGUAAAUAGUUGAGGCCUCACUCUAAUCUCUGGCACCUCAAUAAUUACCAAUUGCCAGUCUGAAAGUGAUCCAUUUGUCUCAAAUCUCUGUUUCCUGUUAGUUAGCCAGUCACCUAUCCAUGCCUAACUACAGGUAAUCUUACCUUCUACAAUUAUCUUUUGUGUGGCACCAUAUUAGAUGCCUUCUGAAAAUCCAAACACAAUAUAUCUGGUGGUUCCUCUUUAUCCAGUCUGUUUGCUACAUCCCCAAAGAACUCCAGCAAAUUUGUCAAAAACAAUUUACCCUCUUUAAAACUCUGCUUGAUCAUGUUAUGAGUUUCUAAAUGUCCUGUUAUUACCUCCUUAUCAAUGGAUUCCAGCAUUUUCCAAAUGACAGAUAAUAUAAUAGAGACUUAUGAAAGGGAAAUCACCUUUGAUAAAUCUAGAAUUUUUCUCCCCAGAUUAUAAUGAGAAGGGUAAAUAAAAAUGAUGUGAUGUAUUUAGAUUUCCAAAAAAGCACAUCAUAAAGUGCAUCACAAGAGGUAAUUACACAAAAUUAGGGCACAAGUGAUUGGUCGGAUUUGAAAAUCACGUUGUUGCUGGAGGAAUUCAACAGGCCAGGCAGCAUCUGUGGAGAAAAGCAGGCAGUCAACGUUUCGGGUCAGGACCCUUCUUCAGGACUUCUACAUGGAUGCUGCCUGGCCUGCUGAGUUCCUUCAGCAACAUCGUGUUUUUCUUCUAGAUUCCAGAGUCUGCAGUCCUUUGUUUUGCUGAUUGGUUGGAUUUAUUAGCAUAGACUGAAUAUUGACCAAUGCACAGAAAUUAGAAAGUAGGAAUAAGCAAUUCAUAUUCAGGUUGGCAUGCUGCAAAAAAUAUUGGGAACUUCCAGAAUCAAUGCUUGGACCUCAGUUAUCUAAAGUCUCUAUUAAUGAAGCAAGUGAGAGGACCAUGGAUCAGGAUUGAUACUGAUACAAAAUUAGGUGGUAAAGUAAGCUGUGAGGAGAGCACAAAGAGCUGGAGAGGAUAUAGAUGUGUUUUGUGAGUGGGCAAAAAUGUGGUAGAUGGAAUAUUAUGUGAAGAAAUGUGACAUUAUCCACUUUGGUAAGAAUAUGAUGAGUGGUUGGAAAAGUUAAUACAGAGACCUGUAAUAUCAACAAAGUAUGGAAAUCAUGUAAUAUUAGGUAACAAUGAGGAUAACAAAUGGCAUGUAGCCUUUGUUUUAGAAGGAUUGAAAUAUAAGAGUAAAAAAAGUGUUACUGUAAUUACAUAGCAGCUUGGUGACAUUGCACUGUAAGUUUUGGUUUCCUUGCCUGAGAGGCAAUGCAACAAAGGUUGUGCCAACUGAUUCCUGGGAUGGUGAGAAUUGUGGUAGGAGAAGGAAUUAAUGCAACUAAGCCUUUAUUCCUUACAGGUGGGAAGAAUAAGGAUGAUCUAAUUUAAAUGUAUAAGAUUCUGAGAGAACUUGACAGGGUAGAUAUUGUGAGGACGUAUCCUCUGGCUGGGGAUAUUAGAAGUAGGGGUCAUGACUCAGAAUAAGGAUUCAGCUUUGAAGGGCACAUCUUUGGAAUUCAUGGUUUAGUUGCUCAAUUAUUGAUUAAAUUCAAAGCAAAGUUCGAUUGAUGCUUGGAUACGGUUGAAGAAUUUGAGGAUUGUGCAGCAAGGAGGAGUUGAGGGAGCUCAAUGCUGGACCAAAAGCGAAGGGUCAGAUUACAAUAAAAAAAAACUGCAGAUGUUGGAAAUCUGAAAUAAAAACAGAAUAUGCUGGUUAAGCAGCAUCUGUGGAAAGAGAAACAGAGUCAAAGAAGCAUUAUAAGAAUUGGAGGAGAGAGAAAACAAGUAGGCUUUAAGUUGCAGAGAGGUUGGGGAAGGGAUGCAUAUAACCAAGGGAAUAUCUCUGAUACGGUGAGACCAUGGUUACCAUGGAAAUAGGUUGCAUAGGUCAUCCAGUCAAUGUGUUAAUAGGCUGCAGUUCGAGAGGGAGAAAAGGAAUGAAAAUUAUGAAAGAAAGGCAGUAGGAAAGUGAAAAAAAACAAGCAAAGAGAUGUGGAAGUUGUGAAAUGCAGGACUAUGUGAAAUGUCCAGUGAUUCAGAUUGUGCUGAUGGAGAGAGAAAAACUGAACCAAUAUCACAGAUGGAUGACUUAAAAAGUAGUGUGUUAUACACCAGAAAAAGCCAGUUCUGAUGCAGACAGAGAAAGCAAAUUAUCAUAAGUUGUGGAAUUCAAUAUUGAGUCUGAAAAGCUACAUUUAUAAUUAAAGGUUUAGAAAGCCGACUUCUGUUCUAUUCCCAAAGUUCCAAACAAUGAGGCUCAAAGUUGAGUCAGUAGAAGACCAGCUAUGGGAAAUGCUUCUGUAUGUGUUUGGGGUAGGUCUAUGUAUAUACCUAAACAAAACAGUUGAAAAAAUGUUUCCCUUAUUUAGGAGGGCAAAUAUUAGAUUCUUUCACCAUUUUCUGAGUGGUUACAUCUAAUUGGUUUUACAACCUCACAUUUCUAAAUGUAAGGAUAUACCUUCUUGUAGAAUUUGGAACUAUUUUGAAUUUAUUGAUCAGGUUUGAUUACUUCUGUAAGAUUACUUCAAUUCCUUCUCCAGCUCAAACAUUCCCAUUUUCUCUACAUAAUUUAAAUACUUAAUCCCAUCUAGAAAUAUAAUUAUCCUUUUCUGCACUUCCUCCACAUUUUAGUGUCUUCAAAAAUGACAUUUUUCUCAUGAAAUGGAGACCCAGAUUUGAUACAGUACCAUAGGAAAAGUCUGACACAGUUCAUUACAAAUUUCAAAUCACUUCCUGAGAUUUGUGCUCCAUUCCUUUGGCUAGACAACCAAUAUUCUAUUGUUUCUUUGUUUGCACAUUAUUUGAUGACUUCAGCAAACUGUCUACAUUUACUUGUCUGUCUUGUACCCUGUUGAAUAUGACCAUUUUACUACUUCUAUUAUCCCUUCCCAAUUGCAUGACUUUGCAUUUGUCCAUGUUGAAUGAUGUUUGCUACUGGUCGACCUAGAUUCACAAUUUAUCCUGUCCUUCUGUACUUGAUCUAUCUGUUCCCUAUUGUUUAUAACCUCUUGUACUUUGGAAUCACAUGCAAAGAUGAACAAGUUUGUUUAUGCACCCAGCUGCAUGUCAUAUAAACAACAUUAUAAACAUCAACAAUGUUAGCACUAAUCCAAAAGAAUCAUAUUGGCUAUAUUCUACUUCAAUAAACCAGUUCCAUGCACAUGCAUGUCUUAGUUCCUCUGCGUCAGCUAAUUUGCAAUCAGAUGCACUUCUCUCAAAAUGUGCUUUUUACCUGUGAAACAAUCUCAUGUAGCACUUUAUUUAAAACACACCUAAACAAAACCCACCAUCUUCAUGGCCCGUUGCCUUUUCAGAAGAACUCCAGGAGAUAUAUACACCACAAUUUCUCACCCACAAGGCCUUGCUGAUUCCCUCUUAUAGUUUUGUAUUUCUCUAGGUGGCUCAAGUCAUACCAUUAAAACCCAGGAAAUCAUGACGUAUGAUCACUCAGAUUUACUUAGAGGGGGAUAUCUAUAUAUAUUUUUCUACUUAAUCACUCUUCCUUAUCACCAUGUACUGCUGGAUGCCAAGGGAACAACUGAAGGCCUCUCUCUGAAUAGCUCCUUUAAUCUUGGCUUCUGAGUAUGGCAUUCAACAUUUGUCUCAUUGAUUUCCCUUCCUCUUUUAAUCUGGGAAGGAGUGGGUGUUUAAUCUUCUGUCAGUUGCUCUCCAGAGGAUGACAACUAACACUGUGAAUUCAAGAAGUGGAUCCAUAAACUACUCAACAGUCAUGACAAAGCACAUUGAUGCUUCACAUCUCUCACUGCCUCAAGUUUACACUUUUAUUAAUUACUCAUUUCCAGCUGACACUUUAGAUAUUGUUACCACUGCAGCAGUGAUAAGGCAGUGAAAUACCAAAACAAGACUGGGACAUUUGUCUAUUAAGUGAAUACAGUUGCCUGCAGUCAUAAGCAAGGAACUAGAAAGAAAAAAAUCUUGCAGUUAUUAUUAGCUUUUGCCUUAUGCACUACUGUUAAUUGCCUUUGCCCUAAAGAAUAAAUGAAAAUAUCAUAGUUUGGAGAUGCUAUGCUAUCAGGCAACUUCUAUUGAACUUUAAAUAAUAAAAAUUAGUAUAAGGGUAAAUGCUAGGCAUUAUGAAACUUUGUCUGGAUGAUUCAUUGGUAAAAUUUCUUAUGUUGCAUAAUUUCUGUCCAAGCUGCUGAAUUGCAAAGAAUCUGCUAUAUUAGCAUGGGCCCAAGAGAUCUCCAUCAGCAUUUGUUUGAGCAACUAAUGUUGUUAAUUGAUCUGAAUUAUUUUAAUAUUUUCCCCCUAAGCACAACACUGAAAAACAGAAUCAGAAGUUUAUGAAACCAAAUGGUUAUUUUAGAUAAAAGCUACAUAAUAUAACAGCAUACAGUGGAAAAUACAUUUCAGUUACUGACAUAAAGCAUGUUUAAUUAAGGAAUCAUUAUGUUUUUAUAUGCUAUAUUUUUAUUUAAGCUAAGGAUAAAAUUGCAUCACUCAAUACAUGUCAUACUGAAUUAUUCUGAUGUGACUUAUUGUGUCAGAUGGUGGAUGAAAAUUAGUUAGUGACAUAUCUGUUUUUUCUCUGUGAGUGAUGCCUCAAAGACACCAGUAAAAGAACCAAAUCCAUUGUUCCAUUGUGAUCUUCCACUGUGAACAUCAAUUAUAUGUUAUCCUAAUAUCUAUGUCCAAUAGUAUUCUAACAUCUGCCUAAGCAGGAAAUGAUGCAUACUGUCAUUUCACACCGAUUUUAUAUUUCUCUUUCACACUUCCCACAGACAAAUUUAUUCCGGGCCAUUUUUUGUUUACUUUGAAAAGCCUUUUGUAGCCAGUUUUUGGGAAAAAGACACAGCUGGUCUUCUGAUAUACAGUACAUUCAAGCUUUUCCAUCAAUAUCGAACACAUUACUACUACAGGAGUCAGAAUGUUCAUGGACCAUUAAACAAAAAGAAAUUAUCAAAUAAAGUAGAGGAAGAAGUCCAUGCCAUUGUGGCUUUUGUAUGGAUGAAGUGAUAAAUCUUUGACUGGCCUUGGUUCAGAUGCCUGUUUCUGAACAAUCUGACUGUCACUUGCUUAAUAAUGAUUAUAUUUUAAAUGGAAUUAAAAGCAUUAGGCCAAAACAUGACAUAACAUGUUUGCCCUUAUAACUAAAACCACAUUCAUUGGACUUACGAUGACCAAUACUACCAGAGUCCACAUUUUGUUUCUCAUACACUGCCAAUGUCACACUUUAGUCCAGAGGCAAACAAACUGGGGAAAAAAGGAAAAGAUGUAUCUGAUAUAUGUCCUAAAACUUCAGGUAUGUUUCAAAUUAACACAGUUCCCUUGCCAAAUAAAAAUAACUCUCUGACUUACCAGAGGUGUGUAUAUUUAAAAAUUAAAUUAUGUGUUGUUAAAAGGGCACAGUUGCAGUCAGCAGUAGAACAGUAUGUUGCAUGUUACUCUUCCUUAUAAAGCUCCAUAACAUCAGAUCUACUGUGUACCAUGCCAUAGGAUGUUUAAAAUGUUUGUUUCACAGUUGCUGCCCAACCUGCUGGGCAUUUCCAGCAUUUUCUGCUCUAUUGCAGAUUAUGCAGUUUUCUUUUGCAUUUCAAUCAAUGUUUCAAAAAGUUACCCUUAAAUAAAGUCUUGAGGUACUGCGUUAAUGUUGUUGAUUAGCUAAAUUGCAAAAACACAACUGGUGUUUGACUUCAUUCAAACACCACAGGAAUUUCAAUCUUUUAGUCAGGUAAUAAAUCUAUUUGGACAACAAUGCAGUGCUACUGUCCAACAAUUUAUUUUUCAAAGGAAAUUAGAAAAGCUCUUGAAACUAUAAAUUAUGGUAGGAGAUAGCCAGAAAAAAAAGAAACUAAAAUGAACUUGUAGAAAUAUGUUACCCCCAUAGGUUCAAAGAGCUAUCAACUAAAUAUCUAUUGUUCUAAAGAUAAUGUACUGAGAACACAAUAUCUGUAAAUACAGUUGAAGGGGUAAAUCAAAUCAAGUUCAAAGUGAAAUACAGUCAAUGAGCAUGUUACACCCUCCAAGUAGUUAAAAUGUUAAAUAGACAAUUCAUUGGGUAAACGUAUAAAUUGUCAUGAAGGUUAGGAAAGUUUUAUGUUCUGGUAUGUGCUGAGUUAGUUAACCUCAUACAUAUACUAUGGGUGCUAUAAUAAACCUCAAUGACCCUAAAUAGCAGGGAAGGCAAAAUAGUUUUGGCAUUUACUUUUAAUGCCCUUACUGAAACAUACUUAUUGAUGUAAGAGAAUAAUAAACAUUAACUUGGUUGCUUUAGAUCCUAUGCUUUCAAAGCUUGCUGGCACUCACUGUCUAUUUUUAACGCAAGGAACAAAGUAACACAUGAUUGAGGCCAUCGUUAUUCCUUUUGAUUAGACACAUCAAAAGAAAGAUAAGAAAAAAGAGAGAAAUGAGUUAAAAUAAAUGCAUAAAGAUACAUAUAUGAAGUUAAAAUUCUACUUUUUGUAAAGAUUGGUGAAAUAAUUCUGGUUAAUUAACUGAAUGGUCUUUUUGUUAUCUUUUCACUCAUAAGAUCACUUUUAAGAAAUAUGAAGAAAUAUUUUAAGAGCUAUCAUCACUGGUGGUACAAUUUAGUUUACCACAUGCAUCUCAAAGGGAGAAGAGAGCAAUUAAUGCAAAGCUCAAAGCACUUCCCAAGUGAAUAAAAAAUGUUUUUAAUAUCAAUAAAACACUAACAUCCUGCAGUUUUAGAGUGAAUUGAAGUCAUGGAAUUGGUGAUUUACUGAUCAUAAACACAAUGGGCUAUUAAAAACUAUUAUGAAUAUUUUGGCAAUGUAGAAAUUUUCUGUACACAAGAAUCAAUAAUAGCCCAAAUGCUUUUUUGAUAAUUAAACCAUUCUGUACUUUCCAAGUUUCUUCUUUAACUGUGAGGAUUCUGAAUCACUUUUACUUGCUUCAGACUAAUAUAAUCAUGAGCCAGAGACACAUGAAACAGGAACCUCCAAAUAGGUAUGAGGUAUACCCGAUGAGCUCACAAUAUUUGGAGAAGGAAUUUAUACCCAUUGUUGUGCCUUACUGCUAUCAUGUUGGGCCUCAGUUAAGUUAGGACAUUGUUAUCAUGGGUAGAAAAUCCAUAAGAGUUGUGCAAGCAAGUGACAAAAUAAAUCUUAAUGCAAUUGAAAUGACCAUGUCAUAAUUUUGCUUUGCAAGAAAUGAAAAACUAAUUUGUUUCUUUUAAUGAAGAUGGUGGCCUUUAAGAUGAAUUUGAUUUACAAAAGAAAGUGGUUGCCAGCUCAGGAGAUCUACCUAAAUGAGGCCUCAAAAUAGUUUUGCUAUAUUUUAUUAUGAAUGUAGGCCUGCAAAAGGAAUACUAUUACUUUAAAACUGAAAGAAUUAAAAAUCUUGAUAAUGCACUGUAUAACAAAAUUUAUAUUUAAAAUUAGUGACAGGAAUGAAUGUUUUGCACAAAACUGUAAUUCAUGCAUAAUACAGAAUUCCAAUGUGCAUUUUAUAAAGACCACAUUAAUGUGACUCAAAACGUGAGAUGGAAAUAAAACUUCGGUGUUUUAUUUUUAAAAGCAUAUAUAUUCCUCAUUAUUCUU
Molecule: messenger RNA, 15044 nt
Organism: Pristis pectinata (smalltooth sawfish)
Lineage: Eukaryota; Metazoa; Chordata; Chondrichthyes; Rhinopristiformes; Pristidae
Product: mitogen-activated protein kinase 4-like
Exons: 8
Coding region: 799-2535 (578 amino acids)
Biological process (GO): cell surface receptor signaling pathway; protein phosphorylation; intracellular signal transduction
Cellular component (GO): nucleus; cytoplasm
Molecular function (GO): MAP kinase activity; ATP binding
Source: RefSeq, a predicted model, not a curated record